AUGGCUCGUCCUAUGGAAAAAAUUAAGGACAUCAACGACACCAAAGAGUUGUGGAAAGUGGCGGUGAGAGUUUCCCAUAAAUGGAAGGUAGUCUCCAACAACAAGGAGCACUUUGAGAUGAUAUUUGAAGACAAAGAGGGUUCUGAUAUCCACGUUGUUGUUCCAACUGCAUGCAUGGCCGCAUACACUGAGAAGUUUGAGGUGGACCGGACCUAUACUGUGUCUAAUUUUUCUGUGCAGCCUAAUAACUUAGUUUUCAAACCAAGCUCCCACAAGUUCUUAGUGAAAUUUACUGGAGGAACUGCUGUUGGUGAUGUUGACAAACAUGACAUACCCCCCAAACCACGCCCCUUCACCAGUUUCCCUGACAUCAUUAACGGGAACUUUCAGAAGAAUGUACUCAUUGGUAAAACUGCAUCACGAUACCAUUUCCUUUUGCAUUAUAUAGUAGCUCAAUUACUUAUGUUCUUUGUUUUCAAUAAUCCAUCAGAUGUUAUUGGUAUGCUCGAAAGUGUUGGCAACAACACCCUCAAUUGCACCCUCUGGGAAGACUAUGCUAAACAGUUUUUUAAGUUUAACGAGGACAACUCUGCGACAACUGGGCCGAUUGUUAUUAUGAUUCAGUAUGCUAAAGUAAAAGAGGCUGGUCAAUACCCUUUCUCCGUUACCAACACAUUCCAUGUUACGAAGCUUCUUAUCAACGCGGAUUUGCCCACUGUCAAGGACUUCGUUAAAACAUUCCCAAAGGAAUCGUUGCGCGUCAUUUCUACGCAACUGACCUCUCAGUCUCAACAAUACUCCCGCACAUCCACAAAUGAUAAUGUUGGACAAAGUCAUCUGCAGAAAUUGCUCAAAGGGGCUAUUUCUGUACUACUCAGUGAGAUGAAGAAAAUCCGCGAGGUAAAGAGGCGUAAAUCUGAAUUAUAA
Messenger RNA from Vicia villosa (hairy vetch), 927 nucleotides. RefSeq lists its product as uncharacterized. Bases 1 to 927 code for a protein of 308 amino acids. The record is from RefSeq and is a predicted model, not a curated record. The transcript has 5 exons. Lineage: Eukaryota; Viridiplantae; Streptophyta; Magnoliopsida; Fabales; Fabaceae.